GCUAGAAAGAGCUCCUCGAAAAAUGAGCAGAGCUCUGACUCUGAGAAUGCUGCUGAAUAUAGAGAUGAGAAAUGCAAGAGAUGCAUUAAAGCAUCUCUUUAAUGCAUCUCUUGCGUUGCUGCCUGGACUCCCAGUCCUAUCGAGCUAGGCCAUGGCCAGGGCAAUGAAUGAAUCAAUGCCUGCUACCGGUGGCAGUCAAGAGAUGACCCUUGUCAGAUAGGAAGGGUCUGCUAGCUUGUAGUCACGAUGCAUGGUUUGCCUUGCCGUGUUCACGUAGCGCACAGGUCUUGUUGCUUGCGUAGCUGCAACUCUCCUUUCUGCCCUAGAAUCCACUUCCCAACAUAAGCGUUCGUCGUGAUUAGACACGAGACAGGAUCUUCACACAGCACCGGCAAGGGGAGGCAAGCACCAGUGUGAAAUGGACGAGUACGCAUGGAUCAGCCUGCUGGCUGGGUUCAUGGCUGGGAUUUGCGAGGUCAUUGUUGGUUUCCCGUUUGACACCAUCAAGACCAGGAUGCAAGUCUCGCCAAAAGGUGGGGACGGGGGGCCCUCCUACAGAGGCCCCUGGCACUGUAUAAUCACCACAUUACGAAUGGAGGGGGUAUCUGGGUUCUACAGGGGCAUCGUGCCGCCGUUGGUUCAGGAGGCGUUCGGUGUGGCCCUCCUGUUCGGCGCACGCGACUGGCUGCGGGAGCACCUGGACGCCUCGCUCGCCAAUCCGCCCGCUCUAGUUUUCUCGUGCUGCAUCAUCGGGCUCGCGGAGAGCGUGCUCUACUGCCCGCUCGACCUGCUGAAAGCCCGUAUGCAAGUAAAGAGCGCUUUGAGUUCAGACGACAGCCACGUCGGACGCCUUGGCAGCCCGAGUCCGAAGCCGCCCAAGAUUCCGGGCGCCCACCGGAAGCACUCCCACGCGGAACCGGACCCCGCCGGAAUGAUUCGGUGCGCUCAGGAAGUGAUCAAGGCGCGGGGCUGGCGGGGGCUCUAUUCAGGAUACCCAAUUCAGGUGGCGAAAGAAAUGUUGGGCAACGUGGCGCUUUUCUGCACGUACGAUCUCGUGCUGUCCAUCUGCGGAGGCGCCGAUCCGAACGGGCCGGGGCACGGGCAUCCCACGGGACAAAGCUGGCUGGCGAUCUGGCCUGCGGGAAGUCUAGCGGGAAUGGCGUACUAUCUGGUCAACUUUCCGCUGGACACGAUCAAGACGCGCCUCCAAACGGACUCUCUCCACAACCCCAAGUACCGCAGCUCCGCCCACUGCGUGUGGAAGGUCACCCAGCAAGAGUGCACUUUCUUCGAGUUGUACCGGGGACUCUCGCUCUGCUUAGCGAGGGCUAUACCGGGCAGUGCGGUGCAGUUCUUCGUGUUCGAGUCGUGUUUCCGGACCUUUUCCGAGCCCGGGUUGUUCUUAGCGAAGAUUCAAAACUGGCCGUCGAUGGCGGAGCUGAUUCAGAGCGCGCCGGAACGGCCCAUACCGCGGGCGUUGCAGCGGAUAAACUCGACGUUAGUACGGCAAUCGUUAGGUACGUCACCGGGUUGAAGACGAUGCAGGUUACUAGCUGAUCUUUGUAGGAGGGAUUCCAGGCGUAUCACGCACGCGUACGUUAUAACGUUUCCGACUAACCUUGACUGACAUCUAAGGUGGCUCGUACAGACGACUUUCUGCCUUCUAAAACUCAGUUGGAGGCCUCAUUUUCCAGCGU
This is a messenger RNA of Klebsormidium nitens, 1697 nucleotides long. The record is from the annotation of a GenBank genome assembly. NCBI's taxonomy places the organism in Eukaryota, Viridiplantae, Streptophyta, Klebsormidiophyceae, Klebsormidiales, Klebsormidiaceae.